Messenger RNA from Stereum hirsutum FP-91666 SS1, 1641 nucleotides. RefSeq lists its product as uncharacterized. Bases 31 to 1167 code for a protein of 378 amino acids. Gene Ontology annotation, molecular function: aldose reductase (NADPH) activity. Lineage: Eukaryota; Fungi; Basidiomycota; Agaricomycetes; Russulales; Stereaceae. The transcript is spliced from 8 exons. Gene Ontology annotation, cellular component: cytosol. The record is from RefSeq and is a predicted model, not a curated record.
UCACCAACGACGACCACGACGAGUUCACCGAUGGAUAGCUACGAAGUCAAAGACUUCCAAGCGGGCGAGCACCCCCAGUCUUUGACUACGAAACCAAGGUCGCAAUCUCGCAUUCGCACACUCUUCAAGCUGACUGCAUUUGUCGGGCUCCUGUAUCUCCUCUACCCUUCUUUUCGCUCUCUCGCACCCAAGCAUCUUUUCUCUGGACAUGGGUGCCACCGCGGUAUCUCGUCUCUGAACCCGAGUGGCCUUCCGACGCACUACACGUUGCCCUCUGGUGACAAGAUUCCCUCCGUCCAGCUUGGUGUCUGGAAGUCUGCUCCGAAUGAGGUCGGAACCGCUAUCAAGGCUGCCCUCGAAAGUGGAUAUGAGGGUAUCGAUGAUGCAUGGAUCUACCGAAACGAGAACGAAGUCGGCGAUGCGCUCAAGGAGAAUGAAGUCGCUCGUUCCGAUAUCUGGAUUACUUCCAAGCUCUGGAAUGCUUUUCAUGCACCGGAAGACGUCGAAUCUGCUGUAGACCUUACUCUUGCAGCUCUUCAGACCGAUUAUGUCGACCUUUACUUGAUGCACUGGCCAGUCGCGUUCAAGAAGGACCAGACGGGCCCUGAUGGCAAGCCUGUCAUCGACUAUGAGCUUACGGCAGACCCCUAUCCGACUUGGAAGGCCAUGGAAGCUCUGGUGGAUAAAGGCAAGGCUAAAAACAUUGGUGUCAGCAAUUUCAACAUGCAUCGCUUGGAAAACCUCACUGCGAAUCCGCUUAAGUACCAACCUGCUGUCAAUCAAGUCGAAAUAAACUUUUGGAACCCGCAACCCGACCUCCUGAAGUGGUCCCAGGAACGCAAUCUCCUCCUCGAAGCCUACUCUCCUCUUGGCAGUGAUCAGCAAGUUAAGCAAUCCUUGUCCGUUCCCGAAGUCAAGAAGGCUGCAGAAGAAUUGGGCUUGACCCCGGCUCAGAUCAUCAUUUCGUGGAUCGUUCAGCGCGGAAUUGUCGUCCUUCCUAAGAGUGUUCAUGCCAACCGCGUCGCUGAGAACAUUGGAGUCAAGAAACUCCCGCAAGAGACGUUUGACGCUAUCGAGGCCGCCGCGGCUGCUCACGAACCUCUGCGCGUUGUUAACCCAUCCAAGGGAUGGGGAUUGAAGUUCGACGUCUUCGACGAGACUGUAUGAAGGUAGCGUGUUGAAGAUGAAACGAGAGACCAAACCAGAAGGAAUGACAGUAUGCCGUGGUCUUUGUGUAUCAGAAACGGUCAAAUUUCCUUGUAUCGAGACGAAGUCAAAUCUAACUACAAGAAACCCUAUUCGUUGGGCAUUCAAAUGGCUGAACUUCAGCAUCACCGAGGCUGGACAUGACACCAUUGGAGCGAGCAGGGCUAUCGACAAUGUCGAUUUUCUCGAGGGCGAUGAUCAACGUUGUACAGGGUGCGGGCUAUACUGGAAGUAUCUACACUGAUCGCUACAAGUGCUCUGUAGUUCGCUGAUUCGGAGAUUCCGAGACUGGGAGGAGCGCUAAUGUCGUCGACAGACAUCAUAAACAAAGCUUACUUCGCCGUAUACUAAGCUUGUAUACCCCUUCCACCGCUACAAACUUAAGAUUGGGCAUAACGACUCUUAUAAAGGUGGACUCAGAUACCACUUGAUACA